This is a messenger RNA of Megalopta genalis, 5687 nucleotides long. RefSeq names its product Phospholipase C at 21C (gene Plc21C). The record is from RefSeq and is a predicted model, not a curated record. Gene Ontology annotation, biological process: G protein-coupled receptor signaling pathway; lipid catabolic process; phosphatidylinositol metabolic process. Gene Ontology annotation, molecular function: phosphatidylinositol-4,5-bisphosphate phospholipase C activity; calcium ion binding. Gene Ontology annotation, cellular component: cytoplasm. NCBI's taxonomy places the organism in Eukaryota, Metazoa, Arthropoda, Insecta, Hymenoptera, Halictidae.
UAAAAUCAAUUUGAGCGCGGCGAGGCGCACGUGUAGUGCGUUCUAGCAUGAUCGUCCGCUGGCGGGGCCACUUCGGGGCGCCAUAGUGAGCGCCUCCUGGCGGCGAGAGUAACGGUUGACGGAUGACGGGUGACGGGUGGCGGUGCUCUCGGAUCUGCUUGGAUCGUCUUCGGGAUCUUCGGUAGGGCGCGCGGAACGAUGCUUUUCUGGACCAAGAGCUGAGUGAGUGCGCGAGUGUUCGCGAGUACGAAACUUUCGCGGUGCAUACUAAUCGCGAGUUAUUAUACACCGACAAAUGUGAACGGUCGAGACCGUGUUCGUUUCUAGAUUCUGGUGUUCCGUCGAGAUCGAGAUUCGUUGACAGUGGUCCGCCGCUCGACUAUCGUUCUGUGGUCGUUCUUUUCUUUUCAAAACCUGUUCGGUCGGCUUGGACCUAUCGACGGUUUUUGACAACGACGUCGAUGCUUACUGAAAACACCGCUGACACUCAGUUCGUCCACGAGAGACGAUACCCGUUCGAGUAUCGCGGCGACGGCGGUGACGGCGACGUCGUCGUCGAGAGGCGUCUUUUGUCACGGGUCAUUGAGCAACAGCGCCUGUCCAGGUAAGCUGAUUCACUAAUGCUCCAUAAUGUCGCCGUGUUCAACGUCGUCGCCGCCGCCGCCGUCGUCGUCGUCGACGGUGUCUUCGACGUUCUACUCGCAGCUGCCCACCGUGCCAGUGACAUCGUGUCGUUCUCGGUUGCCGUCAACAUUCUUUCCGUUACAAUCGUCGCUGUCGUCAGCAUUGUGGUUAUCAUCGUGCUUGUUAUUGUUGAAACUGGCUUAAAGCACAGCCCAACUCCUUAUCUCUGAGCCAGUCUGCCUUGCUGGUCUUGUUACCAAGUCUGCUUACCAGUAUCUGCAGUCAGGAUGGCUGGCACCAAGACUUCGGGCAGUGUCUUGCAGUUCAGACCUGUAGAGGUCUCGCAAAUGCUGCAGGACGGGGAGAAGUUUGUCAAGUGGGACGAGGACUCUGGGAUAGCCACCCCUGUUACAUUGAGGGUGGACAAGUUCGGAUUUUACUUGCACUGGAUAGAUCAGCUGAAUGAAAUGGAGAUGCUGGAUAUUGCUAUAAUCAGAGACACUCGAACUGGGAACCACGCCAAAGUACCAAAGGACCCGAAGUUGAAGUCGCUCGUGACUGUGGGCUCUCAAGACUCGUUAGAGGAGAAGACGGUGACGAUCUGUUACGGCUCCGACUUCGUCAACAUGAAUUUUAUUAACUUUUGUACGACACGCGCGGAAAUCGCGCAGCAUUGGACAGAGCAAAUUUUCCAGCUUGCAUACAAUUUAACUCUCCUCAAUACCAGCACGACAAUGUUCUUGCAGAAAGCGCAUACGAAACUUAUGCUAACAGCCGAUAAAUCGGAAAAAAUACCUGCGAAGAACAUCAUAAAAAUGUUUGCGCAAAAUAAGGACGACCGUAAACGUGUCGAGAAGGCGCUCGAUAUCUCCGGUUUCCCAUCCGGAAAAAACGACGUGAUAGCAUUGCAGAAAUUUCAAUUCGAGGAUUUCUUCAACUUUUAUAAGUCGCUCACUCAACGCUCAGAUGUUGAGAAAGUAUUCGAGAGCAUUGUAGGCAAUAACAAGCGUAGAUUAAUGUCCGUGUCGCAAUUCGUCGACUUUCUGAACAAAACGCAACGGGACCCACGUUUGAACGAGAUAUUAUAUCCUUAUGCAAACGAGGCAAGGGCCAAGGAUAUCAUAAGUCAAUACGAACCAAAUAAGUGUAAUGCGAACCGGGGCCAGCUGAGCUUCGACGGUUUUCUGAGAUAUCUGAUGAGUGAGGAUAAUCCAAUCGUUGCCACAUCGAAGCUCGAAUUGUCGGACGACAUGGACCAACCCCUUGCGCAUUACUUUAUAAAUUCUAGUCACAAUACAUACUUAACAGGACAUCAACUGACAGGAAAGAGUUCCGUGGAGAUAUACCGUCAAUGUCUGCUAGCCGGUUGUCGAUGCGUGGAGUUAGAUUUUUGGAACGGAAAAUUUGACGAGCCAGUCAUUGUUCAUGGAUAUACAUUUGUACCUGAAAUCAGUGCACGAGAAGUAAUCGAAGCGAUUGCCGAAAGUGCUUUCAAGACAUCAGAGUAUCCUGUCAUUCUUAGUUUUGAGAAUCACUGUAAUCCUAGGCAGCAAGCUAAAAUAGCUCAGUAUUGUAGAGAAUUGUUUGGCGAGAUGUUGCUAGACGCGCCAUUAGAGUCUCAUAAGUUGGAGCCCGGUAUGGAGCUGCCGCCUCCGAGUUUCUUGAGACGCAAGAUCAUCAUCAAGAACAAGAAGAAGCACCAUCAUCACCACAAGAAGCAUAAAAAGAAGCAACAGACGCCGGUCUCUGAGUCUGAAGAAGGAGCUCAAGAGAACGAGGACAACGGUGUGACAAAUCAGCUUCCGGAAGGAGAACAUAGUCCAGCUAUAGAGGCUGCGAAUACCGAAGGCGAGAACAAUGAGCAGAUUGGAAACGGAGAUAUCGGCCAUCCCCCUAUGCUUCAGCAAAGACAGGGUAGCAAGGAUAGUGCCCCGGACGAGGACGAAGACGAAGAAGAGUCGAGCACCGAGGAUGAGGAAUCAAACGUCGAGGACAUUAAACUGAGAAUAGGCGAUAAAGUGCCUGCUCCUGACAAAGCGGCCAGUGCCAAAGAGACAGAGGCUGGGGCCGAAAUCUCAGCGUUGGUUAAUUACGUGCAACCUGUUCACUUCAACAGCUUCGAGUCCGCUGAAAAAAAGAAUCGUAUGUACGAGAUGUCGUCGUUCGACGAGAAGCAAGCCACGACUCUCCUGAAGGAGCGGCCAUUAGAGUUCGUGAACUAUAAUAAACACCAGCUGUCCAGAGUGUAUCCAGCAGGCACGCGGUUCGAUUCCAGCAAUUUUAUGCCUCAAGUGUUUUGGAACGCGGGCUGCCAGCUGGUUGCUUUGAACUAUCAAACGCUCGACCUUGCCAUGCAAUUGAAUCUGGGUAUCUAUGAGUAUAAUCAGCGGUGCGGUUACCUUUUGAAGCCGGAGUUUAUGAGGCGGAAGGAUUGCCGAUUGGAUCCUUUCGCUGAGUCAACUGUUGACGGUAUUAUAGCUGGCACAGUUCAUAUACAUGUGAUAUCCGCUCAGUUUUUAACGGAUAAAAGGGUGGGCACCUACGUGGAAGUAGACAUGUAUGGAUUGCCAGCAGACACUGUGAGGAAGAAAUUUCGCACGAAGAUCGUUCCCAACAAUGGUAUCAACCCAGUAUACGACGAAGACCCUUUCGUGUUUAAAAAGGUUGUCCUUCCGGAUCUGGCUUCCAUCAGGAUCGCCGCAUACGAGGAGUCUGGUCGCCUUAUAGGCCACAGAGUGUUACCAGUAGUUGGAUUAUGUCCAGGAUAUCGUCACGUGUCUCUUAAAACCGAGUGCGGUCAGCCGCUGCCUUUGGCGAGCCUGUUCCUCCGCGUGAUCGUCAAGGAUUAUGUUCCUCAUGGUCUAAGCGAGCUAGCUGAAGCUUUGGCGAAUCCCAUCAAGUAUCAGAGCGAGGUUGAGAAAAGGGAGAAGCAGUUGUCGGUUCUUACAGACGGCUCGGAGGAUCCGCCUUCGGCGGAAGACGAUGAAACGCCGAAAAUUAAAGAGACACCACGCUCCUCUAAACCACCUGAGGAGGCGGUCAAGCCCGAGGUGCAACCUCCGGCUCCGAAUACCCAUGGUAGACCCUCGAUUCCCGCUGUGAACACCACCGAGAUGCAGGACAACGAGGAGGGUUCUACGGCGCCUCCACCUCCGGUCGUGGACAGUUCUGGCAAUAGAAGUCCUGUAAACGCAAGCAAUGCCACAGAAGAGAUAAUGGCAGAGACGCUAGAGAAGCUAAUGGAAAACAAGCUGGUAAAAGAAAAGAAGAUGGAACUGGAGAAGAAGCUAGAAUCUCUCCGGAAGAAACACGAGAAGGAGAAGAUACGGGUGCAGUCGCAGAAGAGCUCCAUCGACGGUGACAAGCACAAGUCGAAGCUCUACAUGAGCCAUAAGCUGGUGAAGCGACUGUCCACCAAAAACAUUUGUUUCUGCAGAUUCUCCAGCGAGGUGGGACUGAGCACCUUGGCUCUAGCCGAGACUUCGGAAUGCACGGAUUUAGAAAAUCGCGAGGGUAAUGGAGGAACCAAGGGAUUAUCAAGGAGUCAGAGCGAGCGUUUGUUGGCCGUGUGCAAGGCUCAUGUGCAACAGGAGCGGGAACUCCAGGAGAAGUAUUACGACAGCUUAUUCGCUACCGUGGACAAGGUGAUGAAGAACUCGCAGACGAACCAGCUGAAGACCCUCAGAGUCCUCUUCGAGCGAGAGACCAGUGAAGUGAAGAAGAAGCUUCAGGCCAGUAGGCAAGGAGAGGUGAAACAGCUGGCAAAGGUACACAAAGACAAAGCCGAACUGAAUCGCAUGAAGCGAGAGGUUGCAAAUUUGACAGUAGAGAAAGGUGUACACGAGUGUAUACGAUUGAAAGAGAUCUACGAGAAGAAGAGGACCGAGCUCGAGCGCCAGCACGAGGAGGUCCGGCAGAGGCUCGAGGAAGAAAGGGCCAAGAUGAAGGAGAGCCUGAUGGCCGAGUACAGCAGUCGCUGUAGCAAAUACGAGAGCGGGGAGCUACCGCUGUCCCCUUCAGGGGGUACGAGUAUGACAGAAUCACUCAGCGGGAACACGUAUUGAGCUGUGUGCGAUCGACGACUUAGUCCCGAGGUGAAAUAACUUGAGGAUUCGCGAGGAGGAUCCACGUGGAACAGAUUUUGCCAGCGUGCAGAUAUCGCUCGCGUGCAAAUCGCUCGCGUGCGACGAGGAGGAAUCGCGCGUGUGCUUCCUCCGGGAAAGAGGAGUCGCGCGACGGCCACGGGUAGGAAAUUGGUCGAGUCUACGCUGUUACCUGUGUUUUUUGCUAACCACAAUUUUUCUCCAUUUCCGUGUAAAGAAAAGUUUCUCUCGCGACGUGUACAGAGCAGCAUUUAACGAGAGUGUACGAAGCAUUUCUGGUGAUAGUUCUCGCGCGCCAGUAGUUUCCACGACGAAUUCGCUGAUACAAGGAGUACUAUCGUGGUAGUAUUUGAGCCGCGUGUUCACACCUGUUCCCGAGGGGCGUUCAUGUCGUUUCCUCGGGAAGGUUUUGAUCUCAACAGGAGGAUAGAGACACGCAUCGCGUUCGCACAAGAAAAGGACGAUCGUUGGAAGCGAGGAGAAGGAGGACGGUCGUUCGUUCGGGUUGUUCGUACUUUCGUUCCGAUAAUUAUCGAUAUUACUUUUUUACGCACAGUAUUAAACGCACCUGUUGUUUUCCUCCAUCCACGCUCGCGAGACCAUCGCCAAACAAAAAUAACGAAAACGGAGUCGAUAGGAGCCCUCUCUGUUUUUCACGUACCUCUGCGCGAAAUUAAACUUUUCGGGAAGGCGCGAGUGUGUGAACGACCCAUCGCGGAAAAGAAAAGGUACACGAUUCUAAAUAAGAAUAAUCUUUCUAAGUGCUACUAUUUAAUCUUGUUAUUAUAUGUAUAAGGCGUUAUUUAAUUAGCGAGGUGACGAACGCGUUCCAAGAUAUUAUUACUCGGGUUAUACUCGUGAAUGUUGUAGGAAUCGAUCGAUCGCUACAUAAUAAUCGGACCUCAGGAAACUUGAAUCUAGAGAGAGAGAGAGAGAGAGAGAGAGAGAGAGAGAGAGAGA